Cicer arietinum (chickpea) is the source of this 2823-nucleotide messenger RNA. Its product is annotated as cullin-1-like. The record is from RefSeq and is a predicted model, not a curated record. Lineage: Eukaryota; Viridiplantae; Streptophyta; Magnoliopsida; Fabales; Fabaceae. Gene Ontology annotation, molecular function: ubiquitin protein ligase binding. Gene Ontology annotation, biological process: ubiquitin-dependent protein catabolic process.
UAUACUCUAUUUUCAUAAUAAACGUUGCAUUUUUUUUAUUUGAUUUUUUUUCCGAUCAGUGCUCUUGUGUUUUUUUCUCAACCUUUCUUCCCCUCUCCCUCCUUCUCCUACUUAGGGUUCUUCCGAUUCCACUCAUCCAAGAUUUUUGGUCCGUUUUCUGAAUUUGACAACAUGUCAAUGAGUGAGCGGAAAACUAUCGACCUAGACCAAGGAUGGGAUUUUAUGCAUAGGGGUAUCAUGAAGCUCAAGAACAUUCUAGAAGGUUUGCCUGAACCUCAAUUCAGUCCUGAAGAUUACAUGAUGCUCUAUACGACCAUCUAUAACAUGUGCACUCAAAAGCCUCCUAAUGAUUAUUCCCAACAACUGUAUGACAAGUACAAGGAAGCAUUUGAAGAGUACAUCGUAUCAACUGUAUUACCAUCUUUGAGAGAAAAACAUGAUGAAUUUAUGUUAAGAGAACUUGUGAAGAGAUGGGCAAACCAUAAAAUUAUGGUGAGGUGGCUUUCUCGCUUCUUUCACUAUUUGGACCGCUACUUUAUUGCCCGGAGAUCACUUCCACCCCUUAAUGAAGUUGGGUUGGCUUGCUUCCGUGAUUUGGUUUACAAGGAACUACAUGGGAAAAUGAGAGAUGCAAUUAUUUCACUUAUUGAUCAAGAACGCGAGGGAGAGCAGAUUGAUCGAGCUCUAUUAAAGAAUGUAUUAGAUAUAUUUGUUGAAAUUGGAAUGGGGAAAAUGGACCAAUAUGAGAAUGAUUUUGAAGCUGCCAUGCUCCAAGAUUCUUCUGCUUAUUAUUCUCGAAAGGCUUCAAAUUGGAUCCUGGAAGAUUCUUGUCCUGAUUAUAUGCUCAAGGCUGAGGAGUGCUUAAAACGGGAGAAAGACAGGGUUGCUCAUUACUUGCACUCUAGUAGUGAGCCAAAGUUAUUGGAGAAAGUUCAACAUGAACUGUUGUCUGUGUAUGCAAGUCAACUCCUCGAGAAAGAGCACUCAGGAUGUCAUGCUCUACUUAGAGAUGAUAAGGUUGACGACUUAUCAAGGAUGUUUAGGCUAUUUUCUAAAAUACCCCGUGGCUUGGAUCCUGUUUCUAGUAUAUUUAAGCAGCAUGUUACUGCCGAAGGCAUGACAUUGGUGAAGCAUGCUGAAGAUGCAGCUAGUAACAAAAAGGCAGAUAAAAAGGAUAUUGUUGGUGCGCAGGAGCAGGUUUUUGUUCGGAAUGUGAUUGAGCUGCAUGACAAGUACCUGGCAUAUGUGAACUCAUGCUUCCAGAAUCACACUCUUUUCCACAAGGCUCUUAAAGAGGCUUUUGAAGUCUUUUGCAACAAAGGUGUUGCUGGAAACUCUAGUGCUGAACUUCUUGCCACUUUUUGUGAUAACAUUCUCAAGAAAGGAGGAAGUGAGAAAUUGAGUGAUGAAGCAAUUGAAGAAACUCUUGAAAAGGUGGUAAAGUUGCUCGCCUAUAUUAGUGACAAAGACUUGUUUGCUGAGUUCUAUAGGAAGAAGCUUGCUCGAAGGCUUCUUUUUGACAAGAGUGCCAAUGAUGAUCACGAGAGAAGCAUUUUGACGAAAUUGAAGCAACAGUGUGGUGGACAGUUUACCUCAAAGAUGGAAGGAAUGGUUACAGAUUUGACCCUGGCGAAAGAGAAUCAAACUAGCUUUGAGGAUUAUUUACAUAAUAAUCGUAAUGCAGACCCUGGAAUAGACUUGACAGUUACAGUUCUGACUACUGGCUUCUGGCCUAGUUACAAAUCUUUUGAUCUCAAUCUUCCUGCAGAAAUGGUUAGGUGCGUUGAAGUUUUCAAAGAAUUUUAUCAAACUAAAACAAAGCACAGAAAGCUUACAUGGAUUUACUCCUUGGGUACCUGCAACAUAAGUGGGAAAUUUGAUCCAAAAACUGUGGAGCUUGUUGUCACAACCUACCAGGCUUCGACAUUGCUGCUUUUUAAUUCCUCAGAUCGACUGAGUUAUUCUGAGAUAAUGACUCAGUUAAACUUAUUGGAUGAAGAUGUCAUUAGACUGCUCCACUCCUUGUCAUGUGCAAAGUAUAAGAUUCUUAUCAAGGAACCAAACACAAAAACGAUAUCACCCACUGAUUAUUUUGAAUUCAAUUCGAAGUUUACUGACAAAAUGAGGAGGAUCAAGAUUCCUCUACCUCCUGUGGAUGAGAAGAAAAAAGUAAUUGAGGAUGUUGACAAGGAUAGAAGAUAUGCUAUUGAUGCCUCAAUUGUGCGCAUUAUGAAGAGUCGUAAAGUUUUGGGCUACCAACAAUUAGUUAUGGAGUGCGUUGAGCAGUUGGGUCGCAUGUUUAAGCCUGAUGUCAAGGCAAUUAAAAAGCGGAUUGAAGAUUUGAUUUCCCGAGACUACUUGGAAAGAGACAAAGAAAAUCCAAAUAUGUUCAAGUACUUAGCUUGAUGUAGUCAUAUGACUGGGCAAAUGAAGUGGUUGUUGCAACUAGCAAAACUAGAGGGCCAUGCUUGAACUUUAGCCUCAUAAAAGAAGAGUUUUUUCUAAAAGUUUUCUCAAAAGAGGAGCUGCGAGUGCAGACUAUUGUUGUGGAUGUAUGCUCAAGUUGGGACACUAAUCAAUCCCAUUGAGUUGUUCCUGCUUACCGGUACCUUCACCAACUUUUUUGCUUUUGAUUGCUGCAAUUCCAUCUCACAACUUAUUUUAUGCCCAUCUUCUGUUAAUCCCCCCACCCCCCAAAAAAACAACAAAAAAGUAUUGUUAUUGUAGCUUCAGUGAAACUGUAUUUCUAUUAUCUGCUUAGAAAUCUUCAUGUGAAUGGAUGUCUUUUAAAUCUCAAAGCAACAGCUAUGGUGCUUUACAUAA